GGAAAUACGUCACCCGGAUGUUCCCCUGUUUCCGCGGGUCUUUCAUGACAACAACACCGAUCCGUGCAACACACUGAGCAGAAAUGGCGGGGGUAAAUGCUAUGGAGAAGAAACUGGCUGAAUACAAGUGUGAUACCAAUGAAGCAAUCUGCCUGAAAUUGGUGCGUUUUCCUGAGGACGUUGAUGAUGACAGCACCACAUUCCACCCAGAGUACAGCCACCAACUAUUUGGAGACGAUGAAGUGGCUUUUGGAUACAAAGGUCUUCAGAUGAAGAUCUUCUACACCGCUGGAAACCUGAGCACCCUCUUCAAAGUGAAAUAUUCCUCAAAAGUCACCGACACAUUUGAUUGUGUGGAGCCGGAUGAUGUCGGAGGGAAAAUCCGGGAAAUAAUCCCAGCUGGUUUCACCUCCAGCACGGAUGACUUCAUCUCGCUGUUGGAGAAGGAGGCCAAGUUCAAGCCCUUCGGCACCCUGCUUCACUCGUACACGAUCCACAAUGAGGAGGCCGGAGAACUCACCUACCAGAUUCACAAGGCUGACAUCACCUGCCCUGGAUUCCAAGAGUACCACGAGCGCCUGCAGACCUUCCUCAUGUGGUUCAUCGAGACCGCCAGCUUCAUCGACACAGACGACGAUCGUUGGGACUACUUUCUCGUAUUUGAAAAGUACAAUAAAGACGGGGAGACUCUCUACGCAACUGUUGGCUACAUGACCGUUUAUAAUUACUACGUGUACCCAGACAAAACCAGACCACGUGUAAGCCAAAUGCUGAUCCUGCCUCCUUUCCAAGGAGAAGGUCAUGGCUCUCAGCUUCUGGAGGCGAUACACAGGUUUUACUGCAGCCUGCCCAAAGUGCAAGACAUCACAGCUGAAGACCCAUCAGAGAACUACGUGAAGUUGAGGGACUACGUCCUGUCCAAGCUGUGCCAAAACCUGCCGUCCUUCGCCGCAGACAAGUUGCCCCUCGGCUUCUCGGCUGACAUGAUCAAAGAGGCACAAGAAAAGCUGAAAAUUAACAAGAAACAUGCAAGACGGGUGUAUGAAAUCCUGCGCCUGAGAGCAACAGACAUGAGUGAUGAAGACCAAGUGAAGGCUUACCGGUUAGAGGUGAAGAAGAGGCUUUUUGGGCCGUACAGGAAAAACCAGAGGGAGCUGGCGAAGAUGAAGAAGUGCCUUCGGCCGGAGGAGCUGGUGUCUCACAUGGGACAGAUGGACACUCAGACGCAGCAGGAGGAACUGGAGAAGAGCUACCAGCAUGCUGUGGAAGACUACAGGAGAAUCAUCGAGAGGCUAGCGUCGCACGCCUGAUUGGACCGUGAGAUAUCUGGACUGAAGUUCGAUCUGUACAAAGGUCCACAGCACCACAGACUUUUGCUGCAGCAGAGAAGACACAGUUUGGUUUAAAAAGUGUUACAGAAUCUGACCGCAGCAGAAAAAAGCUCGGCUUUUUCACGCGGAUACGAUAAAACAGGUGGAGAGUUCUACCGGAGGGCAUGACUUCCUGAUUGUUUCAGUGUGUGAGAUAAAAUGGUGUGAUAUUUCACUGGAAAUUACAGAAAAACAUGUUUCUUUUCUUCCAUCAUAGAUAUUUUUAUUCUCCUGUCAAAAGGUUCCAGUGUUAACACCUCAUAACGAAAAGUGGUUUUGUAUGUUGUUCAAAUAUGUUAAUUCCUAAGAAUAAAAUAAAAUCAAGCAA
Molecule: messenger RNA, 1698 nt
Organism: Nothobranchius furzeri (turquoise killifish)
Lineage: Eukaryota; Metazoa; Chordata; Actinopteri; Cyprinodontiformes; Nothobranchiidae
Gene: hat1
Product: histone acetyltransferase 1
Biological process (GO): subtelomeric heterochromatin formation
Cellular component (GO): nucleus
Molecular function (GO): histone binding; histone H4 acetyltransferase activity
Source: RefSeq, a predicted model, not a curated record